Molecule: messenger RNA, 465 nt
Organism: Cantharellus anzutake
Lineage: Eukaryota; Fungi; Basidiomycota; Agaricomycetes; Cantharellales; Hydnaceae
Exons: 1
Source: RefSeq, a predicted model, not a curated record
ACAAUCCUUGCGAUAAUGCUUGGCUCUGACAAGACUCACCUAACCAACUUCUCUGGCAACAAGAAGAUGCAUCCUGUGUACCUUUCUCUGGGAAAUAUUCAGAAAUCGGUCCGGAACAAACCUAACAAGCAUGCAUGGAUUCUCUUGGCCAAUCUCCCAAUUAGCAAAUUUGCGGCAACACAUUUCGACAAUAGCCACUUAGCUGAUGAGAUGAAGGGAAUGCCUGGUCUCCUUCAGAAGAUAUUGUAUCAUGAAUGUCUUCGCAUUGUCCUGAAGCCACUUCAUGAGCAUUAUCGGACAGGCUGCAUAAUCAGACCAGUGCCCCUGCUUGAUGCGCAUGGAAUGACCCGCACUUGCAUCCUAAUUCUAAUGGCUUGGAUUGUGGAUCUUGAAGAAGUCCUUGAUCUCCUUGGUCUUUGUCGAAACAGCUGUCCAAAGUGCACUGCUCAGUACAAAGACCUUGGU